Messenger RNA from Cucurbita maxima (winter squash), 1123 nucleotides. Its product is annotated as basic blue protein-like. The record is from RefSeq and is a predicted model, not a curated record. Lineage: Eukaryota; Viridiplantae; Streptophyta; Magnoliopsida; Cucurbitales; Cucurbitaceae. Gene Ontology annotation, molecular function: electron transfer activity. Gene Ontology annotation, cellular component: plasma membrane. The coding region runs from base 483 to 995 and encodes 170 amino acids. The transcript has 3 exons.
UUCUUGAGGGGUUAAAAUGCAAAUUCGGUAAAGUUUCUAUUUAGCCCCUAAGAUUUUUUAAGAGUUUUAGUAUAGUAUAGUGUAGUGAGAUCUAAAACUAACGUAGAGAUGAUUUAAAAUAGUGUGACACGUUCCAGUUCAAAAUUUGAAUUUGGGUUACAUUUACUCGUAUCAAGUCUCAAUUUUUGUCUACCACUUUAAUGGGUUUCUAUUAUAUUGUAUGUGAUUGAAUAAACGAACGAGAUUUCUCCCUCUCCAACUUGACUAGAAUCAAGGAGGGUCAGCCUAUGAUCAUAACCCGAUAGCUAUUCCGAUGUCUUCUAACUCUCUAGUAGCUUUCCUAGCUACCAGAGAUCUGGUUGUCUCGGCUUUGAAAGAUGAGCGUUAGUCAAACAAGUGAAUUUUUAAAUAGCCAACAAAUAAAAAAAAGGGUUAAAUAUUGAUUAGUCAAGAGAGAGAAAGGGGUUUUGGAGUGAGAAACAAUGAUGAUGAUGAUGGUGAAGUUGUUGAUGUUUCUUAGCUUUGGUGGACUGUCAAUGUGUGAGGUGUUUCUUGUUGGAGACGAAGAAGGCUGGAACUCUGGCAUCAAUUUUGCUACCUGGUCUCAAAACCACAAUUUCACCAAAGGAGAUUUUCUAGUUUUCAAUUAUGCAAAGAGUGUACACAAUGUAUAUGAAGUUAGUGAGGAAACAUUCAGAUCAUGCGAGACAAGUAAUGGAGUAUUGGGUGAAUAUGAGAGUGGAAAUGAUCGAAUUGAGCUGAAAGAAGCAAGGAAGUAUUGGUUCAUAUGUAAUGUAGCUGGUCAUUGCUUGGGCGGAAUGAGGUUUGGAAUUGAUGUCAAUGAAGCCAAUCCUAGGAGCCAUCUCCCACUUAGCCCUGUUCAAUCUCCUCCCCCACCCACCAACCAUGCCUCUCACCAUGGAAGCUAUGCACUAUGGAGCUCUUUUAUGGGUAUGGUAGCAUUUCAAACUCUGUUCGUCGAACAGUAUCGGUAGUGCAGUUUUGAGAUUUGAGUUCUUACCUUGCAACAGAAGAAUGUUACUGAUGUCUUAACUCUUUCGAGGGUUGUUCAAAUUUGUUACUUUUGACCGUCGUUGAAUGAAUACGAGAUUUGAGUUCUUGA